Messenger RNA from Asparagus officinalis (garden asparagus), 2267 nucleotides. RefSeq lists its product as uncharacterized. The record is from RefSeq and is a predicted model, not a curated record. The coding region runs from base 1 to 1935 and encodes 644 amino acids. NCBI's taxonomy places the organism in Eukaryota, Viridiplantae, Streptophyta, Magnoliopsida, Asparagales, Asparagaceae. The transcript has 11 exons. Gene Ontology annotation, biological process: protein transport.
AUGGCCUUGGAUUUCCUCGUCACAUUGAUAGUUGCGGUGGGGAGCUCUAAACCAUCGAAAGUACAAGAACUCGACGAGGUUACUUCUAUUGCACAUGAUGCAUUGAGAUCGACUACUGAGCCAGGGGCGAGGAACACAUUUGUUCGCAUCAUAGGAAAGAUUCAGUCUGCUCUUAGAAGGAUACGUCAUGCGAAUUGUAAUGGGCGUAAGGAACGACUCAUAGGGUACGGGCGUCGAUGGAACAAAACAAGGCAAGAAUCUUCAUUCUUCACCCAUUCAGAAAUCAAGAAUCUCUCACUUCUUCAUCCAAAAAUUCCAUGGCUUCCUCUUCUUCAGAGAAAAAACACCCUUCUCCUUCAUUCCACUCCCCCGGCGGUCACUUUGUGCAAUCUCUCGCCGCCAACAUNCUUCUCCCAUCUCCCCUUCUCUCCUCCGCGUGCCACUUCAUCUCCUCCUCCGCCGCCACAGCCGGCGGUGACCGUACCCUUCUUCCUCCCUCUCCCUUCUCCUUCUACUUCCUUCUAUAAUAACAGAGAGGAGCCCUCUGCCUCGGCCUCGGCAGCGUCGUCGCCGGCGAUUAGGAGCUUGGCGACGAGCGUGAGGAUGGAGGGGUUGAGCUCCAGGUCCAAGGGCGGCGGCGGCGUCGAGCCGGCGUUUGUAGGGCAGGUGUUCAGCAUGCUGGAUCCCUCGGGAAAUGGGCUCAUGACGGUUACCUCCCAUUUUGAGAUCCCUUUUCUCUCAAAAAGAACUCCUGAGUGGAUCAAAAAAAUGCUUUCAAAAGUAACUAAGAAGGAGCAGCGUGGCCCUGUUUUUCGCUUUUUCAUGGAUUUAAGUGAUGCUGUUGCAUAUGUCAAGAGGCUGAAUGUUCCAACUGGUAUGGUGGGUGCUUGCCGCCUUGAUGUAGCAUAUCGACAUUUCAAGGAGGAGCCUCAUAUGUUUCAGUUUGUUCCAAACGAGAAACAGGUUAAGGAAGCUAAUAGACUUCUAAAGGAAAUCCCAACAAAGGGCCGAAGAAGAAAGGUUGAAGGAGUUCCUGUUUUUACGGCGCAAAAUCUAAAUAUUGCUAUAGCAACAAAUGAUGGGAUUAAGUGGUACACACCUUAUUUUUUUGAUAAAAACUUGUUAGACAAUAUCCUUGAAGCUUCAGUAGAUCAGCAUUUCCAUUCAUUAAUUCAAACUCGGCACUCACGACGGAGGCGAGAUGUGAUUGAUGACAGCCUAACUGCAGAAGUGGUUGAAGAAAAUUUGGAUAGCUUGUUUGAGCCUGAUGAGGUUCAAGAAGUGCUGGAUGAACUGGGUCAUACUGGAAUACCAUUGAGUGUCAUAUCAAAGGCGGCUGAGAUUCAGCUCCUUGAUGUUGCAGAUAAAGUGCUUUUAGGAAACAGAUGGUUGAGGAAAGCCACUGGUAUUCAACCAAAAUUUCCUUAUCUGGUUGAUUCGUUUGAGAACAGGAGUACAGCUGCUUUUUCCAAGGCUGCUGAUUUAGCUAGCUCUCGCACAAACUCUGAAGAUGCCAGAAAUAUCGCGCCUGAACUGCCACAUAAUAUUCCAGAGCUUAGCUUAAAUGAGAGUGCUCAAGCAGAACAUGGCCAGUCAAUAAAUCAUGCUCCUUUCCCAUUUCCGUUUGGGGACUGGUUAUCAAAUCCAUGGUCAAAAUCACAUGAGAAAUCAAGCACAAGAAGCUCUAGUGAAGAUAGAGAUAUCACCAAUGAAUUGCCCACUAAUCCUCUGCUCCCGAAGAUAACAAUGGUAGGCAUAUCAAUGAGUGAGUCUGGACAAGUGAGCAAAGCUAACUUAAAGAAAACGAUGGAGGAUUUAACAAAUGAAUUAGAACAAUCAAGUCAGAGACCGAUGAAAUCAAAUGAAGAGAUUGAUCCUCUAUUUGUAGCAAACGUGGGGGAUUACUCCAGUAUAACAAGGAUGACUACUUCGUGAGAGACUGAAGAAAACCGAAAAAUAGCUAGAAAAUUUAGACUCCAGGUUAAUACUGGGACCUUGAAAUCCUGCAGCUCUUCCAAUUGCCAUAAACUUGGAGUUUUGAAAUACUGGAAGUUAAAAUUCAGUUUGAGGGUAUGAAAAUCAUGUAUAAUUACUUAAACGUUGAGUUGACAUGCAAGCUUUGAUUGUAAUUUUUUAGUUUAGCAAGUCAAAAGGGUGUUGCUGUGUGAGUGUUUAUAACAAGUGUAUUAGAUUAAGCAAUGUUGUAAUUCACUGAGCAAUUAUUCUUGUUUUUCCAAUAAUAAUUGAAAUAAUGGAAGUUACAUGAA